AUGCGCUUCCAAAGUAGCAUGAAGCAUAAGAAGACGACGGUCAACCUCCUCAGUGUGAAACAGAGGUCUGACGAGUCGAUCCGAGCAUUUGUCUCCCGUUUCAACGAGGAAUCCUUAGACAUUAAGGAUUUAGAUGAGGCCACGGCUUAUAUGGCCAUGAGCAACGGACUCACCAACAUGGACCUGAUCAGGGACUUGGCUCGAAAACCAAUAAAAAAUAUGGCCGAGCUCCUGGAAAGGUGUAAUGACUUACGAAUAUGGCGAAGGUGCUCCAAGCACGGAAUGACUAAAAGCAAGGCAGAGAAGAAGAGAUCGGUGGCUGACGACCAUAAGGAUGAGAAGCAGACCCGGACUGACAGCCGAGCCGAGAAGUUCGAUCGAGCUCGGAGUCCUGAGUACACCCCCUUGAACACGUUGUGGAAGGAGAUCUUGAUGCAAAUUCAAGAUGAUGGAUACAUCCGCCGACCUCGAUCGAUGCAAGCCGGGUCAUCCCGGAACCCCAACAAGUAUUGCCUAUUCCACAAAGACAAUGGUCACGACAUCGAAGAAUGCUAUCAGCUGAAGCGAGAAAUCGAAGAGCUGAUCAAGGUAGGGCACUUGGAGCAGUACAUUAAGGGGGGCCGAGAAGAACGGGGGAGUCGACAGCCUGAAGACCGCGACCAAAAGAGGGCCGAGCCGAGGUUCGAGAAUAGACGAGCCGAGCAUGAAGAGGAUAAAGCCCGAGUUGUGAAGAAAGAUGAUGGGUCCAGGCCGAGUAAUGACAAAGGAGCUCCCACAUACACUAUCCUUGGAGGGCCCGGACAAGAAUCCACUCGAAAGGCCAAGGUAAAUACGCGGUUCGUCUGGGUUGCUGAGAUGCCAAACAAAAAGUCAAAGUUUGAGACGACAAUCUCCUUCACCGAGGCUGACCUCUAA
Telopea speciosissima is the source of this 915-nucleotide messenger RNA. RefSeq lists its product as uncharacterized. The transcript has a single exon. The record is from RefSeq and is a predicted model, not a curated record. Lineage: Eukaryota; Viridiplantae; Streptophyta; Magnoliopsida; Proteales; Proteaceae. Bases 1 to 915 code for a protein of 304 amino acids.